ACUGCGCGCGGCAGGCGACACUCCCUCAUUCCGCAGCCGCUACGAGCUGCUGGACCGACUGAAGGAUUCACCGGAACUUCAGCCUGUGCGGCUGUCACACUUUUAAAUAGGGGUUCGGUCCAAUAUGGCGGCAUACGGAUGGAAAUACUGAUGACAGUCCGAAAGAUCGCCUCGAUUUGUACGAUGGGCGCCAAUGCCUCUGCUUUGGAAAAGGAGAUUGGACCGGAACAGUUCCCUGUUAAUGAACACUACUUUGGACUGGUAAAUUUUGGCAACACCUGCUACUGUAACUCAGUGCUGCAGGCACUGUACUUCUGCCGGCCCUUCCGGGAGAAAGUGCUGGCCUAUAAGAUCCAGCCGCGGCGUAAAGAGAACCUGCUCACCUGCCUGGCUGACCUUUUCAACAGCAUUGCAACUCAGAAGAAGAAAGUGGGAGUCAUUCCACCAAAGAAGUUCAUCUCCAGACUGAGGAAGGAAAAUGAGCUGUUUGACAACUACAUGCAGCAAGAUGCACAUGAAUUCCUCAACUACUUGCUCAACACCAUUGCAGACCUGCUACAGGAGGAGAAGAGCCAGGAGAGACAGCAGAAUGGAAAGGUAGUACAGAAUGGUGGGAGUGGAAGUGGAGGAGGUGGAAGCGGUAGCAGCACAGGAGAGGGUGAAGCGGAGGAAAAGAUCCAGCAGACCUGGGUGCACGAGAUCUUCCAAGGCACACUGACCAAUGAGACACGGUGCCUGAACUGUGAAGCGGUGAGCAGUAAAGACGAAGACUUCCUAGACCUCUCAGUGGACGUGGAGCAGAACACCUCCAUCACACACUGUCUUAGGGGUUUCAGCAACACAGAGACCUUAUGUAGUGAAUACAAGUACUACUGUGAGCAAUGCAGAAGUAAACAGGAGGCUCAGAAAAGGAUGCGGGUGAAGAAAUUACCCAUGAUCCUUGCCUUGCACUUAAAGCGCUUUAAGUAUAUGGACCAGCUUCAUCGCUACACCAAGCUCUCCUAUCGUGUAGUCUUCCCUCUGGAGCUGAGGCUCUUUAACACUUCUGGUGAUGCGACCAACCCCGAACGAUUGUACGACCUGGUGGCUGUAGUGGUGCACUGUGGGAGCGGGCCAAAUCGAGGUCAUUAUAUCACUAUAGUGAAGAGUCACGGCUUCUGGCUUCUGUUUGAUGAUGACAUUGUAGAGAAAAUAGAUGCCCAAGCGAUUGAGGAAUUCUAUGGUCUGACAUCGGACAUCUCCAAAAACUCAGAGUCAGGGUAUAUACUCUUCUAUCAGUCUAGAGACUGAGCCAGCGGGAGUGACUGACGGAGUGGAAGGAUGUGAUUUGUGAGAGACCGGAUGAGGCAGAUAGUGGGCUUGGGCUUUGUUGACACAGCUUGGCCCUAUGCUCCAUCCCCUCUCAGUCAAGUCCCUUUUCAUUCAGGCUUAUCAGUGGAGCUUUGCACUGGAGCAUCAAUCGGGCCCCAGACAGGAGCAGUCGAUGCCAGAGUGACCUGGACACAGCACAGUAAUCACCAGGCAGAAGUAAUCGCCGUCUGGUUCGCUGUCGUCUCACUCGCCUGCUUGGUGUUGCUCGGCACACACAAAAACGCACAUAUAAACAUGUGAAAGAGCAUCUUGAUGGCCUGAGAAUGGACACUGUACAAACUUUUUUUUUUCCACCACACACAUUAACAAAUUUAAUUUCAGAUAAUCUGGUUCACUUCUCUGCACAUCACAUUCAUCAUCGCUGGGUUAUGUGUCAUGAUCUGUUUUGGC
This is a messenger RNA of Rhinichthys klamathensis goyatoka, 1761 nucleotides long. It is a transcript of the gene usp12b, whose product is annotated as ubiquitin specific peptidase 12b. The transcript has 9 exons. Gene Ontology annotation, molecular function: cysteine-type deubiquitinase activity; cysteine-type endopeptidase activity. Gene Ontology annotation, cellular component: cytosol; nucleus. NCBI's taxonomy places the organism in Eukaryota, Metazoa, Chordata, Actinopteri, Cypriniformes, Leuciscidae. Bases 139 to 1290 code for a protein of 383 amino acids. The record is from RefSeq and is a predicted model, not a curated record. Gene Ontology annotation, biological process: protein deubiquitination.